Molecule: messenger RNA, 1675 nt
Organism: Tilletiaria anomala UBC 951
Lineage: Eukaryota; Fungi; Basidiomycota; Exobasidiomycetes; Georgefischeriales; Tilletiariaceae
Product: mitochondrial carrier
Exons: 2
Coding region: 169-1488 (439 amino acids)
Biological process (GO): folate import into mitochondrion; nucleotide transport
Cellular component (GO): mitochondrion
Molecular function (GO): folic acid transmembrane transporter activity; FAD transmembrane transporter activity
Source: RefSeq, a predicted model, not a curated record
GAUGACUCGACUCGGGGUAGCAGCUUUUCUGGCAAAGUGCCCUCAUCACCACAUCUCGCUCAAGCUGCCUUCUUUCUUCUGCUCACUGCAGUGCCCAGCGUUCUUCGUGUUUCGCUGAUGGCCCUUGUUGCAAUCGGCCGCCGUGUCGUUGCUUGUUGACGAGACACCAUGCAGGCAUAUUCUUCGACGCAGCGAGCACAAGCAGCUUCGUCCCCGUCCUUUGCCUCCUUCUCCAGCGCUAGCUCUGCUGGCGAGUGCAAUGCAACCAAUACUACAGAUGCGACUGCGCCACCGCUGCCGCCGCCGCCGUACUUUGGCACCCACGCAGUCGACCAUGCCGUCGCAGGGGUCGGCGCAGGCAUCACUGCCACCGUGUGCAUGAACCCACUCGACCUGAUCAAGGUCAAGUUCCAAGUCGACACACGGCCCGUACGACCCCUGUCUCUUUCCUUUCCUUCCCUAUCCCUGACGCAUGUCCUCACGGGCGGCCGUGUGGGGCGCGAGAUAGCGCAGAGCCUAAGUGGCAUCGUGCGCGAGCACGGUUGGACAGGGCUCUACCGCGGGCUCGGGCCCAAUGUGAUUGGAAACAGCACCAGCUGGGGGUUGUACUUUCUCUGGUACACGAUGAUCAAGGAGGCCAUGUCCAAUGGUCAGCUUUCCCUCGCCUCUGCAUCGUCCUCUGCGCCCGUCAAGCUGUCUGCUAGCCAGCAUCUGCUCGCAGCGUCUGUCAGCGGAGCGGCGACCGCGCUGCUGACCAAUCCAAUUUGGGUCGUCAAAACGCGCAUGUUCGCCACGCCGCCCCCGCCACGUCGCUCUUCGCAAUGCGCUACCAUCAUCACCCCAAGAUCAAUGCAACACUACCGCAACACACUCGACGGUCUGGUUUCCAUCUACAGGAACGAGGGCAUCCGUGGGUGGUACAAGGGUGGUGGCCUAGCGCUCGUUGGCGUCUCCAACGGCGCGAUCCAGUUCACCGCUUACGAGCAGCUCAAGAAAUGGCGCUCGCGCGUCGCAAUGCGUCGCAACCUGCGCCAGAGCGGGCCGCAUGCAGCCACGGCGCAGGACGACAAGCUGAUCCCCGAGGGGGGUGUCAAGCUGAGCAACACCGAGUACAUCCUGCUCUCGGGUGCGUCCAAGAUCGCCGCCAUCUUCCUCACUUACCCAUACCAGGUGGUCCGCUCCCGCAUCCAAAACUUCCCUGUGGCGAGUAGUCCUACCUUUACAACAACAGCAGCAUCCUACACCAGCAUACCGGACUGCAUCCGCAAGACCUACACGCACGAAGGCGGCCUCCGCGCCUUCUACAAAGGCCUCACCGCCAACUGCGUGCGCGUCCUGCCGGGGACAUGCGUAACAUUCGUCGUAUAUGAGCAGAUCGCCUGGGCUCUCAAGGGUGCCGCAGCGGACCGAACGGCAGCGGCGCAAAGAGCGAGCAGAGCCGCUCCUGCAGGUAACACAGCAGGGACGGAUAUUGAUAUUGAUGGGUGAAGCGGAUUAGAAAAGCCCGGACAGAAGACAUCAUAGAUGGAGCCAUUUUGCCUUUUUGCAUUGACCACUGUCGCACGCACGCAUGUAUCAUUAUCGUCACCAGCUCACAUUCGCACACAUACCACCUGCAUUAGCUCAAGCAAUGUACUAGAGAAACAAUAUCUACCCUUGCAAUAUUACACUAGCC